This is a messenger RNA of Aethina tumida (small hive beetle), 566 nucleotides long. RefSeq names its product pheromone-binding protein-related protein 6. Lineage: Eukaryota; Metazoa; Arthropoda; Insecta; Coleoptera; Nitidulidae. The transcript has 6 exons. The coding region runs from base 51 to 455 and encodes 134 amino acids. The record is from RefSeq and is a predicted model, not a curated record. Gene Ontology annotation, molecular function: odorant binding. Gene Ontology annotation, biological process: sensory perception of smell.
UUUUUGUAUAAAAACGAAGAGACGCCGCAUUCGUAAUUUAAAAGUUAAACAUGGCAAAUAAAUCAGUCGUUUUUGUGCUGGCACUUUUGACUGUCGGAGUGUUCUCGGUGGAAAUUCCUAGUGACUUGCAAGAAUUUAUUGAUGACAUUCACGACACGUGCAUCAAAAAAAGUGGAAUAACAGACGAGGAUCAUACAAAAUAUGACAUCAAAAACAAGGACCCGAAAAUGAUGGAAUAUAUGAAAUGUCUUAUGCUGGAGUCGAAAUGGAUGAGCCCAUCUGGAGAGAUAGAAUAUAGUUUUAUUGAGGAUAGUGCACAUCCUAAAAUUAAGGAUUUACUCAUGGCAGCACUCAAUCAAUGCAGACAUAUUGAAGGAGCCGAUUUAGCGGAGAAAGCUUAUAACUUUAACUACUGUAUGUUUGAAGCUGAUCCCAACAAUUGGUUCUUUGUUUAAAUUUGUAUAACUAUGAACUUAUGAUGAGUUUAUUUACCAUAUGUUUGACCAUGGCAACGACAUUUGACUUGCAUAUAUUUAGUAAUUGUUAAAUAUAUAUUGAGCAUAUUA